CAGCAACAUGGACCUGAACACCAUAAACUCCAUGAGCUACGAGCAGUUUCUGGACACAUUUGGAAAUAUCAUAGAAAGAUGCCCCCUCGUCACAGCGGCAAUUUGGUCCCAACAGCCAUUUGCAAGUGUAACUGAGCUGGAAAACCGCGUCUUUGAUUUUAUAGAAUCCCUCCCUCUGGCUGGGAAAGAAGGAAUAUUAAGGUGCCACCCUGACUUAGCUGGGAGAGACCUUAUGAGAGGAACACUCACUGAUGAGUCUCAGAAUGAACAAGCUCAAGCAGGACUUACAUUGCUCAGUGCCAAAGAGAAAGAGACCCUAGGCUUUCUCAAUUUACAGUACAAGGCGAAAUUUGGAUUCCCCUUUGUCAUAUGUGCCAAAAUGUCUGACAAAAACAAAAUAAUGCAGGAAUUAGGUUCUCGUCUUCAAAAUGAGCAGUCGGAGGAGCUUCAGAAAGGCAUCGCUGAAGUCAAAAAGAUUUGUCAUCUGAGAAUAUGUGAUCUGUUCCUUAAUGAAAAAUUACCUACCAAACUUUAAAAAUGUAAACAAUAUAAGAUUGUAACCUUUGUUUGAAAAAAAAAAAAAAGCUAAGUAUAACAUAAAAAAAUUUACAUUUCCUAAAUUGUUAUGAUGCAACCAAGAGUAGUUAAUAUAUUUGAAAGUGAUUUAUAGUUUAUGUUGUAAUCAUUGUUUAAAUACGUAAUAUAAACUGUAUGGGGAGAGAAUAAGUAUUUACAAACUGUAAAGAACACAACAGAAAUAUUCAGCAUUCCUCUUCAUUUGAGUUUACAAAAUUAGAAUUGAAUCCGCUUUUUAAACUGAUUACGUUAAAUAUUAUUUGAAGGCCAAUUCACGUAAGUGCAUAUGCUUAAACUAUGGGGAAGAUUUACCAACAUUCAAAUUCAACUUUUUAGCAUGAUUUCAGGUAUUUUUUAUGGCCAAAAUUGCAAUUUGAAAAUGUAAUAAAAAUGCAAGCUAUUUUUCAAUUCGAAUUUUAAAGAUUCAUUUGAAAUUUGGCAGACAUUUAAAUUAAAUUAAAGGUAGAAUAUGAUUUCACUGAA
Xenopus laevis (African clawed frog) is the source of this 1059-nucleotide messenger RNA. RefSeq names its product ureidoimidazoline (2-oxo-4-hydroxy-4-carboxy-5-) decarboxylase L homeolog (gene urad.L). Gene Ontology annotation, biological process: urate catabolic process; allantoin metabolic process. Gene Ontology annotation, molecular function: 2-oxo-4-hydroxy-4-carboxy-5-ureidoimidazoline decarboxylase activity. The record is from RefSeq and is marked provisional. Gene Ontology annotation, cellular component: peroxisome. NCBI's taxonomy places the organism in Eukaryota, Metazoa, Chordata, Amphibia, Anura, Pipidae.